GAAAACUAUACUAAUUAAAUUUUCAUCUGUCAAACUCAUCAAAAAACGCAAAUCUUCUUUGGGUGUGUAUCGUUUUUUAGUAUAAUUUUCUUCCAAUUCUUUAUUUUAUUCGAAAAAAGCACACAUAAUUACUUCUUGCCCCCCAUCCGAUCCGCUAAACCAAAAAAAUAAAGUUUCUUUAAAAUAUAAAACAAAAAACUUUCCAUCAUAGGACUAUCAGAGACUGCAGUAAUGGACGUAAUGUCAUCAACACUCCAGCAACAGCGUAUGAAUGUGGAACAAUUGAGACGGGAGGCCGCCAUCGAACGCCAGACCAUUUCAGAGUCUUGCGCCAAGAUGAUGAAGUACAUCACCGAGCACGAGCAGGAAGAUCACCUGCUGACUGGAUUCUCCAGCCAAAAGGUGAAUCCUUUCCGUGAGAAGAGUUCCUGCAUUGUGCUUUAAAUUAUGCAAAGCGCAAAGAUGGCCGCUUCAGCAGCUGGCUAUGAAUAUGAUUCAUCUAAAUAUCACGUCGUUCAUUUCAUAUGAAAAUAUAAAUAAAAAUUUAUAUAUAUAUAAAUGUCGUAAUUGUCAAUGACCUGCUAAACUACAAAAGAAGUAAAACUAACUAAUUUUUAACACGGCUGAUUCAUUGGAUCUUGCCUAAUAUUUGUAUUAAUUGCUACUAUUAUGGAAAAUAUAUAUAUUUCGUUUUAAUUGUGAGUAAAUCAAA
Eupeodes corollae is the source of this 712-nucleotide messenger RNA. RefSeq names its product guanine nucleotide-binding protein subunit gamma-1 (gene Ggamma1). The coding region runs from base 232 to 444 and encodes 70 amino acids. Gene Ontology annotation, molecular function: G-protein beta-subunit binding. The record is from RefSeq and is a predicted model, not a curated record. Gene Ontology annotation, cellular component: heterotrimeric G-protein complex. Gene Ontology annotation, biological process: G protein-coupled receptor signaling pathway. The transcript has 2 exons. NCBI's taxonomy places the organism in Eukaryota, Metazoa, Arthropoda, Insecta, Diptera, Syrphidae.